UUUUGAAUAGCCUUUAAAUAUAUAAAAAUAGAUGUACACGAAAAUGGAAGAUGAAGGUAAUCAUGGUAAUGAUGAUACACGUUUAUUUAUAUUAUCGUCAUUAGCACAAAAUCAAAAAAGUCGUGUUGCAUGUAUCCUUUGUGAAGAAGCAAUGUUAGUAUUUGAUCGUUAUCCACUUGUUGAUGGAUCAUUUUUCUUGAGUCCAAAACAGCAUGCUCCAGGUUGUAUUGAGGUUAAAUAUGAAGGACACACCCAAUAUUUAACGGCUGUAUGCAUGGGCUGCUUAGAUGGGAACUCUUGUAAUCGUGGUAUUUAUUGCAGAUUUUGUGGUGAAAGAUGGGAUGGAUCAUCUUUAGUUCUUGGAACUAUGUAUUCGUAUGACAUUUUUGCUGCUAUGCCAUGUUGUGCUGAAAGAUUAAAGUGUAAUGCAUGUUUUAAACUGUUACUCCAUCCUCAACAGCGAUUAAACUUUUACAGUGAUUAUAGUCACUGUGUUACGUGUCCAUUUUGUACAACACAGGAUACUCAUUUCGUGAAACCAUUGGGAUAUUGUUACACUAAAAAAUCUAUUAAGGCCGGUAUUAACCUCCCAUAA
Molecule: messenger RNA, 595 nt
Organism: Condylostylus longicornis
Lineage: Eukaryota; Metazoa; Arthropoda; Insecta; Diptera; Dolichopodidae
Gene: heca
Product: headcase protein
Exons: 5
Coding region: 32-595 (187 amino acids)
Source: RefSeq, a predicted model, not a curated record